This is a messenger RNA of Gavialis gangeticus (Gharial), 2891 nucleotides long. RefSeq names its product calpain 13 (gene CAPN13). The transcript is spliced from 23 exons. The record is from RefSeq and is a predicted model, not a curated record. Lineage: Eukaryota; Metazoa; Chordata; Crocodylia; Gavialidae. Gene Ontology annotation, biological process: proteolysis. Bases 210 to 2390 code for a protein of 726 amino acids. Gene Ontology annotation, molecular function: calcium ion binding; calcium-dependent cysteine-type endopeptidase activity. Gene Ontology annotation, cellular component: cytoplasm.
AGUCAGCUUAAGUCAUAGGAUCCCAGCAAAAUAAACAUAGUAUCAUUUGCUCUUGGUCUUGAACAGAGGUUCACCCAGGAUGUGUUUACACAAGGAGGAGAAAAACCGGCUGUAUAAAGGAGAGCUGGAAUGGAACUAAAAACAGCGCAUCUGUUACCUUUCUGGUUGUGGCUGGAUAGCUUCACUGGAGGCACUGCAGGAUUAGGAACAUGAUGCUAGCCCCUGGCCCACAGCGCAAGCUAGUGGAAACCUGGCAGACAAAGGAGAGGCCUGGAAGCCCACAAAACCUCAAGAAAUUAAACAACCAGGACUUCAACCACCUGAGAAGCUACUGCCUGAGCAAAGGGCAGCUAUUUGAAGAUGGCACCUUUCCAGCACAUAUCAGUUCCAUUGGCCCCCAACUGCUCCCUGAGGACAAACUGCACAGAAUAGAGUGGAGGAGACCAAUUGAGAUGCAGCACAAUCCCCGUUUAAUCGUGGAUGAUGUUAGCAGAUUUGAUAUUGCUCAAGGAGAUAUAGGUGACUGCUGGGUUCUGGCUGCCCUGGGGUCUUUGACAUUGCAGAAGCACUUUCUGGACAAUGUUCUGCCAAACGAUCAAGGAUUCCAACACAACUAUGCUGGGAUUUUCCACUUCCGGUUCUGGCAUUUUGGAGACUGGGUGGAUGUGGUGAUAGAUGACAAGCUGCCUUUCCUGAACGGGAACUACCUGUUUCUCCACCCUCAGACGAGAAAUGAAUUCUGGCCCUCCCUCCUAGAAAAAGCAUAUGCCAAGUUACGAGGCUCCUAUCAGAACUUGCACUGGGGUUACAUUUCAGAAGCUUUAGUGGACUUCACAGGGGGAGUCCAACUGCAGCUUGAUUUGAAGGCCCCCAUUUUUAAGCUGGAGGAGGUACUGAAAGCAGCUGACAAAUCAUGUUGCCUGAUGGGCUGUACCACACCUGGAAGGCAAUCAUCUGGAAACAUAGAAUUGAAUAAUGGACUUGUGCAAGGCCAUGCCUACACUGUGACGGGGGCCAGAAAGAUACCCUACAAGAAUGGCUCAGAACACAUAAUCAGACUGUGGAAUCCUUGGGGUCAUGGGGAAUGGAAAGGACCAUGGAGCGAUGGUUCUGCCAACUGGAAUCAAGUUCCAACUGAGCAAAGGAGAGCUCUCUGUGAAGAGAAGGACGAUGGGGAGUUUUGGAUGUCAUGUCAAGAUUUUAGAAACCAAUUUUCCAAGGUGUGUGUUUGCAAUAGUACACCAACAUUUCUGGACUUUGGGGAUCAGCACAAUACAGCAUGGUUCGUGGAUACAUAUGCAAAUAAGUGGGUUCGAGGACACACCGCAGGUGGAAGCAAGCCUCAGAAUGCAGAAGCAUUUUCAAGGAAUCCUCAGUACUUCAUCAAGGUGGUGGAUGCUGAUCAGAAAAAGAAUAAUGUUGUGGUGUCACUGAUGCAGAAACCUCCCAACAAUGCACAAGAUACACCAAAACUGGCCAUUGGCUUUUUCAUCUUCUGGGUAAGCAGUACCAGCCAUUAUGGGCAGCAAGUCUGGCAUUUUAGGUGUGGUUUGGUUUUGCCUCUAGUUGAACCCCAGUACAAAAUUGCCACUGGCAACAAUUUCCUUCAGUUCCAGGGCCUGCUGGAUCGAUUGCCAGCUGCAUUUUUCUCUCAAUAUAAAUUUAUACCUUCGAAGAAACAUUUCACCCCAGACCGAGACAUCACCAGUUACUUUACCUUGAGCCAGGGCACCUAUGUAAUUAUUCCAGCUACGUCAGAAGAAGGCCAGGAGUCUGAAUUCCUCCUACGAAUCUUCCUGCGGAGUCAAGAUUACAGCAAAUACCCGACCACCAGGCUCAGCCCCAUAUUGCUAAAGGAUGUAUCCAAACAGAACCAAGACAACAACUAUGAAAACAUCUUUCUAAGAUAUGCUAAGCAGGGUUCAGAGAUCAAUGCCUCACAGCUGCAAAGACUUCUCAAUGAAGUGUUCCUGCAAGAUCAAACGGCCAGCCUAGGAGAAGGAUUCAGCCUUGAUUCAUGCAGAGGCAUUUUAGCUCUGAUGGAUCUCAGUUCGAAUGGAAGACUCACCAUGCAAGAGUUCAAGAACCUUUGGAAAUAUCUUGCUAAGUAUAAGGACUUUUUCAACAGAAAAGCUGGAAGUCUUUUGGGACUCCUUGAUGCUUCAGACUUGAGGAGUGCAAUGCAUGCAGUAGAUGUGGCUGCUACUGAGCAGCUCCUCCACCUCAUGGCUCUGAGAUAUGGCAACUCCUCUCAGAAAAUCAGCUUCCCUGAUUUUGUGUGUUUCAUGAUCCGGCUUGAAACAAUGGCAAAAGUAUUUUAUAACUUAACUGAGGAUGGAAGAAUUUAUUUCAGUGAAACACAGUGGCUGACUCUUAUCAUGUACUGCUAAGGCAGUGGCACAAUACAGAAUUGUUGGCAGCUUUGGUAUUUCUUGAUGCAUGAAAGGUGCUUGGGUUGCAUCAUAAGAAGGAUGAAGAUGGCUCUCCACAAGCUAAGCAGUGUUGAUGGAUGAACUAGACUUUCUUGGAAUAAAUAGCAUAUGGUUGAUAGUAUUCUGCUUUCUGAACAAGGGAUUCUCCUUCAGUCUAGCCUGACUUGAUGUAGAAGUAAUAGGAAGCCAUUAAUAAAAAAAAGAUGUCCAUGGAAGAAGACAGUAAAACCUGAGGAAGAAGAAAUUUGCUCCCAUUUCAUCCAUAAUUAGGAACAGUGAGAUUGUUAUCUACAAAAUGUUUAAAUCUUCUUAUGACUACAACACGCAGUUCUCCUCAUAAAUUGGUGUAAAUCAGAAGUCACUCUAUUUAUGCCAGCAUAAAUCCAAUGUAAGUAAGACAAGACCCUGCAUUUUAAAAGAUGAUUUUUAAUGUAAUAAAAAUAAACAAAGUAUAGUUUU